Messenger RNA from Funneliformis geosporum, 782 nucleotides. The record is from the annotation of a GenBank genome assembly. NCBI's taxonomy places the organism in Eukaryota, Fungi, Glomeromycota, Glomeromycetes, Glomerales, Glomeraceae.
ACAAUUUAGAUACGGAAAUUGAUAUUGAAAAUGAUCUUGGAGGUGUAUUUAUGGACUCGAUUUCUUAUAUUGCAGAACAUUAUAAACAAUUCUUGUUUAUUGUCACAUUUCUUAGAGGACAAAUUAAAUGUUCAUUUACUAGAACUUCAAUGCUAUUAGAAUUAGCACUAAAUGGGUGUACAACAAUUCCUACAUCCGAAAAUGAACUACGUACUGCCAUAUUGAAGACUAAUAAUAUCAUAAGACUUAUGGAUAACUGUUGGAUGUUGAUUACCUUUGAAGAAAUUGGAGAUAAUAGUCAUAAGUGUAAUAGAUUAAUUGGAUUAUCUUAUUUGGCAUCUUUUUCUGAAAGUGCUAUAAAUUUUCGGGAUAGAUUGAAGUUCCAAAAUCCUGAUGAAAGACCAACUGUUGCCAAUGCCAUAGAAGAUAUCUGUUUAAAUAUACUGUUGUAUGGUCUUCCUGGUGAAUUCUCAAAAUAUGACAAAAGGCAUGAUAAUGAUCUUUCAGAUAUUUCAAAUAUUUCAAUUAUCCCUACAAAAGAGGAAGCUUUAUUACUUGAUACACAAUUUCAUUUAUUAAGAGAAGACAUGAUGACUCCAUUCGUGAAAAAAAUUAGAAAUGAUAUGCAGUCCUUCAUGUAUAUAUAUUAUGAUGUUGAAUUUGUUGGUAUUACUUGUAGAAGGAGGAAUGGAAUUGAAAACACUUUAAGGUUUACUCCUCCUCCAGUUCGCGGUUCAUAUUACGAUAGUAAAACAUAUUGGGAGAUAAUUCAAGCUUACUAA